AAAGAGAAAAGAAAAAAAAAAUGGUGGAGAGGCUGAGCAACAAAUGGGUGGCCACGGUGGCAAGCAUAUGGAUCCAGUGUAGCAGCGGUUCAUACACCUUCGGUGUCUACUCCUCAGUUCUUAAAUCAAGCCAAGGCUACGACCAAUCAAAGCUCGAAACCGUGGCUGUUUUCCGAGACAUAGGCUCAACCGCCGGGGUACUAUCUGGGGUACUAUACACCGCCGUAACACGCAAUAAUUACUCUGGUUUUUGUGGGCCAUGGUUGGUCCACCUGGCAGGAGCGAUCCAGGGCUUCUUUGGGUAUUUUCUGAUGUGGGCUUCUGUCGUUGGAUUAAUCCAACGGCCCAGGUUGCCGGUGAUGUGUCUGUUCAUGUUGUUGUCCAGUCAUUCUAUGACUUUCUUUAACACAGCCAACGUUGUUUCUGGUGUGCAAAACUUCCCUCAAUUUAGUGGGACCAUUGUGGGUAUCAUGAAGGGAUGUGCUGGUAUUAGUGGAGCAAUACUAAUUCAAGUAUAUGACACAUUCUACAAGGGCGAGCCAAACACAUUCCUUCUAAUGCUUGCUCUGUUUCCUACAUUCAUCUCCCUUGUGCUUAUGCUUUUGGUGAAAAUUUAUAAAACAAACACAGGUGAUGAAAAGAAGCACUUGAAUUGUUUCUCUGCAGUUGUUCUGAUAAUUGCUGGUUAUCUCAUGAUUAUAACAGUUUUGGAAAACAUCUUCAGUUUACCAUUAUGGGCACACAUUUUCAAGUUUAUACUUCUUUUGCUUCUACUUGCAUCACCUCUUGGAAUUGCAAUCCAAGCCCAGAAGGAUGAUUCCAAGAGACUUUUAGAGAUGUUUUCCUUUGAGAGUAAUCCUUCAAUGGAUAACCCUGAGUCAAUGGGCUCCUCGUCUAAGACUUUUUUAGCGAAGGAUCUAGCAUAUCAUGAACUACCUAGUGGUGAGGCUCAAGUUAAUGUUGCUUUAGAUCAUACAAUUCUGUUUGAUGAAGAGGGUGGUAUGAAUCUUUUGCAAGCAAUGUGCACUGUAAACUUCUGGUUGUUGUUUAUUGCAAUGGUAUGUGGAAUGGGCUCUACGCAGGCUGUGAUGAACAACUUGAGCCAAAUCGGACAAUCUCUCAAUUACACUACUGUGGAGACGAAUAAUUUGAUCUCUUUAUGGAGUAUAUGUAAUUGUCUUGGUCGUGUUGGAGUUGGGUAUUUAUCGGAUUAUUUACUACACACAAGAGGCUGGCCUAGACCAUUGUUCAUUGCUAUUACUCUAGCAACAAUAGUUAUUGGCCACCUUGUUACUGCUUCUGGAUUUCCUGGAAUGUUAUAUGUGGGUUCAAUUCUAAUGGGUAUUUGUGAUGGUUCGCAGUGGUCAUUAAUGCCUACAAUCACUUCGGACAUAUUUGGUGUUAGGCAUAUGGGUACUAUUUUCAACACUAUAGCCAUAGCAUGUCCUCUUGGAUCAUAUAUUUUCUCUGUCAGGGUUAUUGGCUAUAUUUACGAUAAGGAAGCAGGUGGUGAAGAUCACUCCUGCUUUGGUACACGUUGCUUUAUGUUAUCCUUUGUUAUCAUGGCAUCCUUGGCUUUCCUAGGAUUUCUUUUUGCCAUUGCAUUGUUCCAACGUACUAAGAGGUUCUAUAUGCUCAGCAGAUUAAAGCAUUCUUUAAAAUGA
Molecule: messenger RNA, 1664 nt
Organism: Quercus lobata
Lineage: Eukaryota; Viridiplantae; Streptophyta; Magnoliopsida; Fagales; Fagaceae
Product: protein NUCLEAR FUSION DEFECTIVE 4-like
Exons: 2
Coding region: 21-1664 (547 amino acids)
Cellular component (GO): membrane
Molecular function (GO): transmembrane transporter activity
Source: RefSeq, a predicted model, not a curated record